AUGGCAUUGAGCAUUGUAUCGUCUUGUUUGAUCGUGCUGACGGGGAGGGAGGCUCAACGUAUCGGAGCAGACCUGGAAGCACUACGAAAUUACGAUGCUGCAGUGAAAGCGAAUGCCAUUUUUCUGCAGACUGAUCGUCUGGCCGGCUUCAUAUCUAUGGGGUAUGCUAAUGAUGAGGUGCUCAUCGAUCCAGAUACUGGCCGGUCCAUCACUCUUACUGGCGCCGGUAGGCCUUUGGGCAAUAAUGACUCUAACUUCGUUAUGUCGUCCGUUCCACAAGAAGUGAUUUUACCACCCCUGCUACCUGAACACAUAUGA
This is a messenger RNA of Penicillium angulare, 318 nucleotides long. RefSeq lists its product as uncharacterized. The record is from RefSeq and is a predicted model, not a curated record. Lineage: Eukaryota; Fungi; Ascomycota; Eurotiomycetes; Eurotiales; Aspergillaceae. The transcript is spliced from 2 exons. The coding region runs from base 1 to 318 and encodes 105 amino acids.